Molecule: messenger RNA, 1872 nt
Organism: Menidia menidia (Atlantic silverside)
Lineage: Eukaryota; Metazoa; Chordata; Actinopteri; Atheriniformes; Atherinopsidae
Source: the annotation of a GenBank genome assembly
AUGAACAGAGCCUGUAAAAUGGAUAUAACGACGGUGGUUUUCAACGCGGCCAGAGAUGGUAAGCUGAAACUUCUCCAGAAGUUGCUGAGCAACAAAACUCAAGAGGAGCGGGAGGCAUUAGCGGAGGAGAAAACGCAGGGAGGCACUGCUUUGCUGAUAGCCUCUCGGUACGGACACCUGGAGGUGGUAGAAUACCUGCUUGAACAUUGCAAAGCGAACGUUGAACUCGGGGGUUCGGUCAACUUUGACGGCGAGACCAUCGAGGGGGCUCCGCCGCUGUGGGCGGCUUCGGCCGCCGGUCACCUCCCGGUGGUCAAGACGCUGCUGAAACACGGUGCCUCCGUGAACAAUGCAACGUUAACUAACUCGACACCGCUCCGGGCCGCCUGCUUUGACGGCCACCUGGAAAUAGUCCGCUACCUGGUGGAGCACAGAGCGGACAUGGAGGUCGCCAACCGCCACGGACACACCUGCCUUAUGAUAUCCUGCUACAAAGGCCACAAAGAGAUAGCCAAGUUCCUCCUGGACCGCGGCGCCGAUGUCAACCGCAAAAGUGUGAAAGGGAACACGGCCCUCCACGACUGCGCCGAGUCGGGUAGUCUGGACAUCAUGAAGAUGCUGCUGAAGUGCAGCGCCCGCAUGGAGAGAGAUGGGUACGGGAUGACCCCGCUCCUGGCCGCGAGCGUGACGGGUCACACCAACAUCGUGGAGUAUCUCUCGCACCAGCCAUGGACCUCCAGAGAAGAGCGCAUCGACGCGCUCGAACUGUUAGGGGCGACUUUCGUGGACAAAAAGCGUGAUCUGCUGGGAGCCAUGCGGUAUUGGAGAAGAGCCAUGGAGCUGAGGCAGCCGGGCGAAAAAGCUGGAUCACUGGACAAGCCCCCUCCCGGUCCCCCGAUCCCUGCCUAUGGCUGUGCGCAGGAGGUGAGCUCCGCGGAGGAACUGGAAGCUCUGAUCACAGACCCUGAUGAAAUGAGGAUGCAGGCCUUGUUGGUUCGUGAGCGCAUCCUCGGGCCGUCCCACCCAGAUACCUCUUAUUACAUCCGCUACAGAGGAGCUGUGUAUGCCGACUCGGGCAACUUUGAACGCUGUAUCAGCCUGUGGAAAUAUGCUUUAGAUAUGCAGCAGAGCAACUUGGACCCUCUCAGUCCCAUGACAGCCUCCAGCUUCCUGUCGUUUGCGGAGCUCUUUUCUUUCGUGCUUCAGGACCGCGCCAAAGGCACCCUCGCCACUCGCAUCACCUUCCAGGAUCUGAUGACGGUGCUGGGAAAAAGCGUUCGGGAGGUAGAGAGAGCCGUGGCGCAGAGGGACAACCCUCCGGAAGCCCCUCAGUUCACAAAGGCCCUCUCCAUUAUCCUCCACCUGGUCUUCCUGCUGGAAAAGCUGGAGUGCAGCCCCGAGCAGGAGCACCAGAAGAAGCACACGGUGUACCGGCUGCUCAAGCUCAACCCCAGAGGCCGGAGCAGCUUCACUCCCCUCCACAUGGCCGUGGACAAAGAAACCACCUCAGUGGGCCGCUACCCCGUGGGGCGCUUUCCCUCCCCGGCGGUGACGGCCCUGCUCCUGGAAUGUGGCGCAGACGUCGAUUCACGGGACUGUGAGAACAACACGCCGCUGCACAUCGCUGCUAACAAUGGCUGUCCAGAGAUCAUGGCGCUGCUUAUGAAGGCCGGGGCUCACUUCGAUGCAACCAAUGCGCAGAGGAAGACGGCCUACGAGCUGCUGGACGAGCACAGCAGCGGGCACCCGGCCUUGUACCCACUGAACUACAUCACCCUUCAGUGCCUGGCAGCACGUGCUAUUGAAAAGCACAGACUGCCUUACAGGGGACUGAUCUCCGAGGAGAUGGAGGCGUUCAUAGAGCUGCACUGA